Suillus fuscotomentosus is the source of this 909-nucleotide messenger RNA. RefSeq names its product kinase-like domain-containing protein. The transcript is spliced from 8 exons. Bases 1 to 909 code for a protein of 302 amino acids. The record is from RefSeq and is a predicted model, not a curated record. NCBI's taxonomy places the organism in Eukaryota, Fungi, Basidiomycota, Agaricomycetes, Boletales, Suillaceae. Gene Ontology annotation, biological process: protein phosphorylation. Gene Ontology annotation, molecular function: protein tyrosine kinase activity; ATP binding.
AUGGGUGGUCUCCGCCCCGAGUCAGUUCAAUUCAAAAUCGAACCAGAGCUUAUUCCUGGGGAAAACAUCACAAGAGAUAGCAGCUGUCCUACCUGUAGAGGAGGGCUCGGUGACAUCUGGAAAUGCUCAAUGACUACACCAUCUGGAACCCAACGCGACGUUGCUGUCAAAUCUAUUAGGGUCCCCGGAUUAACAGAUGCGACGAUAUUGAAAGCGAUAGGCAAGAAAAUUCGUCGUGAGGCCUAUGUUUGGAUGCAGUUGGAACACGAUCACAUUCUCCCUCUCGAGGGCGUGACUUUCGCUGAAGAAUUCGGGCUACUUCCAGCAUUAGUGUCUCCAUGGAUGGAAGAAGGAUCGCUGGACGAUUACUUGAAGCAUAAGUUUUCGGAAUUGUCUGACCCUGAAAAACGAGAGCUUGUAUGGCAGGUAACUGCUGGUAUUAGUUACUUGCAUGGCAAGGGUAUCGUGCACGGCGACUUGACAGCGACCAACGUUUUGGUUGACAGCUCCGGUCGCCUCCGUCUCGCAGACUUUGGUCUAUCGAUGAUCCUUGCCGAGGCAGAAAACGCCACCUUCAAUUCCUGUCGUCCAGGAAACGCACGUUGGAUGCCCCCCGAGGCUCUCCGAAGUGGAGAUGAAGACGAAGACGAAGCUAAAGACGAGAAGCCGACUAAAGCUUGGGAUGUCUAUUCGUAUGGCUGCAUCGUAUUUCAGAUCUUUUUUGGGAAUAAGCCCUACGCAUGGAUAACAAGUGUUUCACAUGUUACGGGCGCGAUAUACAAGGGACGUGCCCCUUUCAAGGACAUAGAGAGCCAUGCGGUGUAUCAACAAUUCUCACCGUGCUUGCAUAAGAUGUCAGCCAAUCGCCCGACGAUGGACGAUGUCAUGAGACGUCUGGGGUCACGAUAA